This is a messenger RNA of Culicoides brevitarsis, 1038 nucleotides long. Its product is annotated as DNA repair protein RAD51 homolog 4-like. Gene Ontology annotation, molecular function: single-stranded DNA binding; four-way junction DNA binding; ATP-dependent activity, acting on DNA. The transcript has a single exon. The coding region runs from base 3 to 965 and encodes 320 amino acids. The record is from RefSeq and is a predicted model, not a curated record. Gene Ontology annotation, cellular component: centrosome; replication fork; Rad51B-Rad51C-Rad51D-XRCC2 complex. Lineage: Eukaryota; Metazoa; Arthropoda; Insecta; Diptera; Ceratopogonidae. Gene Ontology annotation, biological process: reciprocal meiotic recombination; telomere maintenance; double-strand break repair via homologous recombination.
ACAUGGAGCUGAAACAUCAUUUCCUCGACGAUGGCUGUUUAACUCGUUUAAAGCAAUCAGGCGUUGUCACAAUCAACCAUUUCUUGACGAAAGACGACAAAUUUCUCAUGAACUGCACGAAUUUAAGCCAGGAACACAUUUUGAUCAUCAAAAAUUACUUCAACACUGUUUACGAAGUGCCGGUUGAGCAAUCCGCUUACGAGAAUUUCGUUCGAAACAACUUCAGUGCAGGAAAAAUGCUUGAAACAGGCAUCCGAGGACUCGAUGAAUGCAUCAAAGGACUCACUUUCGGUUCAAUUUUGGAAAUAAUUGGCGCUCCAGAGGCAGGAAAAACGAAAAUUUGCAAUUCGAUCGCCUUAAAUAUCCUUUUACGUUACAAUUUUCCGUGCUUUUGGCUCGAUACGAAGUUGGAUUUUAGUCCAGUUGCUCUCACGAACGAAAUGACGCCGCGAUUCAAGAAUCAAAACGCAAUGGCAGUGGCAAUGAAGCGGAUUCAUGUGAUGCGAGCACUGUCGUUGCAAGAAACGAUCGAGACUUUGAAAUAUUUGAUCGAAAAAGACGAAAUUGACGCGGGAUUGUUGAUUUUUGAUUCGUUGUCGUCAAUUUUGGCGGAAUUUGUGGGUCAAACGUACAACAAGGGACAAGAAGGAUUGAAGAAAAUCAUUGAGCUGCUCAGAAAUUUGUGUGUGAAGAAGAAAUUUAUUGCUGUUGUGACAGAUUUGCAACAAAAAGAGCGAGUUUGGGAUAAACCGCAGAUGCAAAAUUCGGAAAAUAUCAAAACUGUGAAGAGUUUUCUCGAUAAAAUCGCAACUGAGAGACUCCUGAUGACACGAAAGGAGAAAACGAAGAACGAUAUUGAAGCGAAAAACUCAAAUAAGAGGGAAAUGUACGUGCUAAAGUCAAUUUCGGGCUUUGUGAGUACUGAAGCGAUCGAUGUUUCGAUAACUAAUGAAGGAGUCAUGUGAUAAAAUUUUAUUUUUAAGGCCUUUAAAUUAAUUUUUUUAGAAAAAUUCAUAAAAAAAUAAAGUUUAUAAAUAC